AUGACAUCUAAAAGCGGAUAUCAAGAUCAGCUGAUCCUGCUCAAGCAAAAUCUCUCUGAAUUAAAGGGGGUUGUCGCUUGCAGCGGACUACGCCUUCGACGAUGGCGAUCACUGGAAAAAGACUGCGAAGUCCUGGGAAGGCUAAUAGAGGCCUGCUUGCAGAUCGAUGUGCCCCAGGAUGCGACCGUAGAUUUCGCUUCGUCGGCCGAACAGCUCGUAGUUCAUCUGAAUCAGAUAAUGAAGCUCGUCAAUAAAACCAUGCAGCCGCUGGAAACGAAGCCAAGGAUGCGUUCUGCUGUCACUGACGCGGCUCGCAGACUCAGGCAAGCCGACGUCACGGGCUUUGGCACGGGAUGCCCUCAGGAAUUGCACGACACAGAUGGGCCCGACAGUCCUCUCACUAUUUUUGCGGAAGGCGCUGCACUUGCCCCGGCUUAA
This is a messenger RNA of Besnoitia besnoiti, 438 nucleotides long. RefSeq names its product Sel1 repeat-containing protein. Lineage: Eukaryota; Apicomplexa; Conoidasida; Eucoccidiorida; Sarcocystidae. Bases 1 to 438 code for a protein of 145 amino acids. The transcript is spliced from 2 exons. The record is from RefSeq and is a predicted model, not a curated record.